Brassicogethes aeneus is the source of this 471-nucleotide messenger RNA. Lineage: Eukaryota; Metazoa; Arthropoda; Insecta; Coleoptera; Nitidulidae. The record is from the annotation of a GenBank genome assembly.
AUGCCACAUUCACCGCUUCGAGGAAAUUUUUCGGCCGAAAUCAGCUUCGAGUUCGACCGGCGACGGCGGCUGCGAUCAUGUGGGGGCGGCACCGCCAAGGAGCGGCGUAUCGUUCGACGGCUGCUCGCGAUCGUGCCUUCUGCGCUGCUGCUGCCGGAUGCGCUUGAUGGGAGAAUUCACAUUGGAAAAUUUAAAAACCAAUGUGGUGGAGUUGCUCGAAAUAUCUGCGAAAGUCUCUACAAAAUAGGUUUUCCCUCGCACUUUGUAACAGUUUUGGGGAAAGACGAGGCAGGGGAAAAACUCAAAAGUUCUAUACCAGCUUUAUGCCGGGAUGACUUAAAAAUAUCAUCUGAAGGGAGAUCAGCACAAUGCAUUGUCGUUUUCGACGAAAAAAAGGAAUGCAAAUUUUUGAUGGGAGAUUUGGAUAUACACAGUGAAAUAAAUGCGGAAAUGAGAAUGUGGAUAAACUAA